UUCAGAAGAAAAGACAUUGUAGUUAAUGGUGGAGAAAAAGGGUUCCUUCAUAUCCUAGGAAGAGAUACGGAGUCUUUUCGGUUUUACAUACGCAAGACAGACCUUCGUAGUCUUCAUCCGAGUUCACAAGAUCACAACUGCCAGAACAAAUGUUUUAACUCUCGCGAGUGAAAGUUAUCGCCAUGGGGUGCGGUACUAGUUCUACUCCUAGCAGAUCCGAACUCCAUGGUAGGUCCGUGGAGGAAGGACCCGCCAUCCCCCGCCGGCGCCCUAAACAAACAAAUGUAGAGACAGUGAUCGUAGGUCCUCCGACCGAGAGCUCGGGAUUCCAUGCACCCGAAGUCGAUGAAACUGACCAUGGGCCGAUCGUCCGUCGGUGCAUAGAGUUCCUGAAAGUCGCCACGUCUACCGGCGGCCAGACGGCCCGUCGGAGCCCGCUGGACCCCGAAGGUCUACAGCAGACGGCCGGCCAACGGAAGGCACUGUACCCGGAGUUUGUGGCAUCUUUAGAGAGGCUUCACGUGACUCAGUCUUACAUCGAUGACAGCUCCAUGGAAAGUCUUCUUACUGUGUGCCGAAUGAGUGACUUGACGGACACAGAACUUGCGAAUGAACUGGUGGAGAAGAGAUACCCGGAGCUUUUUGUGAAAAUCUGGAACGCGGUCUACGAUAAGGAUAUCUACUUGUCCCCGGGAUUGACGAGAGAAUACAUUGCCUUCAACCUUCUCAAGCAAGCCACGAUCAGUUUCACCCACGUCAGUUGGAACCUGUGCGUGGAAAUGGGCAGUGCUAAACACGGGAUUGUCCCGCUGAUUGCCAAGGAGUUUGACCAUCCUCUGAUGACCCAGGAGGGAUUGAGGAGCGGGGUCAAGAGAGCUCUCUGGAACUCACCAAGGGAGACACUGAAGAAGAUGAUCAACAUCUUGGCCAAUAUCAUCCGGAAGAACAUCGACAACAAGCCCGUGUUCCGAGAAGCUCAAAUUGUUCCUCAUCUUCAAGAAUUACUGAAGUGUCGAUUUAUGAUCAUGCGCGCUAAGGCGCUCUUCUGUCUCGUCUACCUCAUCAAUGAAGACGAAAACGAGGCUCUCAAUACAGCGGACGAUAACAUCAAUUUCGUUCUCAAGGUGUUGGGGAAAUGUUUAGAUCAGCGGGGCCACUACUCGGACCAUUACACGUUCUCGGCCGAGGUGGUCGUCAAUGGAAUCGUCCACAUGGCGGUGAAUGACUCCAACAAAGUGAAACUUGUCAAGAAUGGCGUGCUGCCGAAACUGAUCACCAUGUUAAAGACGGACAACAUAGCCGAGAAACGCGCCGCUGCCAAAGCUGUAUGGAAGCUAGCUUUCCAUGAAGACAACAAGAAAGAAUUCAAGACAAACCACACUCUGAUAUCAGUCUUGAAGGAACUCCAAAGCAGUGAAACGGAACAUAAGAUCCUUAAGGCCUGUUCGGCAGUCUUAUGGAUGCUGGACGCAACGGGCGGGGACGGUGUGGAGAAAGGACAACAUGAAACUGUCGAGAAGCCGCCAACACUUCCGGGCGGAAAAGAUAACGGAGAAAUGGAGGUUCAGUCCGUGGAUGGAGACGGUUUCGAUGACGACAAGCCCCACGUGAUGAUCAGCUACCAAUGGGGAUGCCAGAUGCAAAUGAUCAAAGUCAAAGAACUCUUGAGGGCGGCAGGGUACCACGUAUGGAUGGACGUGGACAACAUGGGUGGUUCGACGCUUGAGUCUAUGGCCACUGCAGUGGAGCGAUCUGCCGUCGUGCUUGUAUGCUUCUCAGAGAAAUACAAACGGAGCGCCAGUUGUCGAACAGAGGCCGAGUACACCUACAAGCUACAGAAGCCCAUCAUCCCGCUUCGUCUGCAGUUAGACUACGACCCGGACGGCUGGCUGGGCAUCAUGAUCGGCGCCAAGCUGUACGUGGACAUGAGUCGACCGGACAACUUGGAGGAAGACUUCAGCAAGUUAAAGCAGCAGCUUGGCGAGAGAGGCAGGGUGGCAAAGGAAGGCUUCGGUACACUGAGGUCCACCAUCAAAUCCACUCGCAAAGAAAGGAAAGAAAAUAUUGAUGGCAGUGGAGGCCAAGGAACGGAUUUCAAUCGCUCGACGACCCAACGACGGAGCAUGAACGCCAAAAACACGGGCACCCAAGAAAACGUCUGCGCUAAGGCGGUCUCAGCCUGGACCAACGACCAGGUCAACGCCUGGCUGACCAAGCACGGACUAGUGGGGCUCAAGAACCGAUUUGACGGGUACAGCGGACAGCGCCUGCUCGGUCUCAAGACAAUCUCCGCGGAGGCUCCGGACUUCUUUUACUCGGAGCUCAAGAAAGAUCUGGGCUUCAAGAGCCUGUUGGAGAUCGUGACUUUUAAGCAGGCCUUGGAUGGGAUUAUCUAACAGUAGAGGAAUACAAUUCCUGGACUUUCUAAAAAGAUGUUGUUCGAAAUGUCAACGACAUUUGCUUUGAGUGUACAUACAUAAGAAAUAUGUUUCCACAUUUGAUUUUUCAAACCUUGUUUAAACCUUUCCAACAUGAAAGAAUGGCUUCAAAGAAUGUUUGUAAGUUUAUAGAGAACAUACAGGUAUCAUUUUCACAGCUUUUAAACUGCAUGAUUCCAUGCAAUUAACAGAAAGUGUUGCUUUAAAGAACUACAGAUUUUGUAUGAUCGCAUCCUCAUGUCGAAUCGUUAUCAUGAUUAUGUCAAUUAAGAUCGCAUUGAAAUAAUGUCUGGAUCUGGCAAUCGUCGUGUCGAACGCCCUCUACGCCCUGAUAGGUCACACUGGCCAUUUUGGAGGAUAGCCGAAUUACAAAACCACCUUAAUUGCUGCCUUCCAUAAAUUCGACUCCGACUUUGAAUUCUUACUGAUGAAUAAACUAAAUGCGAAAAUGUUUUUUUUAUUUAAAAAA
This is a messenger RNA of Patiria miniata (bat star), 2907 nucleotides long. RefSeq lists its product as uncharacterized. Gene Ontology annotation, biological process: signal transduction. The record is from RefSeq and is a predicted model, not a curated record. The transcript has 11 exons. The coding region runs from base 183 to 2396 and encodes 737 amino acids. NCBI's taxonomy places the organism in Eukaryota, Metazoa, Echinodermata, Asteroidea, Valvatida, Asterinidae.